GCAAUUUGGGAACACAGGACAACCGGCUAAAAAAGGCGAGGAUUACUAGUGAGGAAUACGGGUACUUUACAUGGUUUUGUUGAAAUUAACAAUUGGUGUUUCAUCGUUACGAUACAUAUUUGCACCGUGCACGCUACUUUGGUCACCAUUAAUAUCGCUGAAAUCCCGAAGUAUUGUGAUUAAACGAUUCCAAAGAUGAGUGAAAAUGAUAGUUUAAAGUGCGAUAAUUGCAAACAGAAAAUUGCAUCCCAGAAUUAUGUUAUGCAUACAGUGCACUGCAGCAGACAUUUAGAGCUAUGUAAUAAAUGUGGGGAACCAGUACCCAAGGAUAAGCUCAGCGAACAUAACAGCCUGGAGCAUGCCAAUGCGAAAUGCUCUGGCUGCGGGGCAAGCAUCGAAAAGAGACUUCUUGAAAAACAUAUGCAAUCAGAAUGCCCGAAACGUUUUAUUUCCUGUCUUUACUGUGAGUUGGAGUUACCUUUUAGCGACAUGACUGCACACACUGAUUAUUGCGGCACUCGCACUGAGAAAUGUGAAGACUGUGGAGAAUAUGUGAUGUUUAAAUACACACAAUUGCAUUUAGAUUCAAACCACAAAUUUUUAAAAUUGGAAGAUGAACCAGGACCGAGUGCAUCUUGGGAAGUAACUGGAGCUACUGCAUCCAGUGCGAGAGCAACUAGUCUCAAGAAUGGGGAUGCCACAUUAUUGCCAUGUGAAUUCUGUGAUGGUAUGUUUACACCAAAUGAAUUAAGACGACAUCAGAUAUCAUGUACGCAUGGCUGGUCCACCACUACUCCUGUACUCAGAAAAAUGUCAGUCGUCCGGUGUGACAUUUGUCGCAAGUCGAUUGCUUCAGGGGAUUAUGAGGCUCAUCGUAUCGUAUGCGAUCAGCCAGAUGUUCCCAUCCAAGCAGAUGUGGCAAACACGAGUGUUAUUCCAUGUGACGUAUGUGAUUCAGCUGUUCCUUUUAAUGAAUAUAGAACACACUACACUCAAUGCUCAGAAUAUCCUUCCAGUUCACCAUUGAGUAAUAGGAUAACUGUAUCCCAGACCAGGAGAAAUUCUGUUAUUCCAUGUGAGAUAUGUAACAAAUCAAUCGAUCUUAAAGAUUAUCAGAGGCAUCGCAUUUACUGCGUCCAUCCUGUACUUGAAUCUCCAUUACCUUCCACUCGUUUGUCCCAAACGGAUGAUUCUAUGACAAAGUUGCCCUGUGAAUUUUGCGAGGAAACUUUUAGCCCACACAGAUUGGCUGCACAUCAAAUUUGUUGUUCUCCCGCGGGUCGACAGACUACAAUACCUUGCGAGCUCUGUGGCGAACUGAAAAAUCUCACGGAGGUUUUGGAGCACCAACUGACAUGCAGAGUAUCAGGUGAUCAAUAAAAGUACGUGAGAUCGAAAUCAAUAAUGCUAAUAUGACGAAGCAUUGCAGAAAAAGGAUGGUUUCAGCCUCAGAAUGAAGCAGGAGAUUGAGUUUGUAAAAUUUGAGCAUAUUUUGCUUCAUUUCAAACCAUUUCUAAACGUGUAAAUUAAACAUUUUCCUAACAAUGAGUCAAUAAUUAACAUUACGAGUUUCAACCUCAUAAAAGUAUUGGAGUAAUACCAUUUUACAUAUCUGUGUAUU
Molecule: messenger RNA, 1621 nt
Organism: Diprion similis
Lineage: Eukaryota; Metazoa; Arthropoda; Insecta; Hymenoptera; Diprionidae
Exons: 3
Coding region: 196-1380 (394 amino acids)
Molecular function (GO): zinc ion binding
Source: RefSeq, a predicted model, not a curated record